GGGUUUCUCCCUCGGACGUCCCAUCAGCCAAUCAGCGCUCAGCUCCGCAGCAGCGCUCUGGAGAUCAUCGUAAACUCUAUUCAUCAGCGCAUCUACGCUACGCUCUCGCUGACGCGCCCAGCCGCACAGUCCUCGCCUAAGAAAAUGACUUUGAAGGCUGAAUUUGAGCAAUAUGCAGAGAACGUAAAGAAAGUGAAGACCAGACCUACAGACCAAGAGCUGCUGGAUUUGUACGGCCUCUACAAGCAAGCCAUCGUUGGGGACAUUAAUACUGACAAACCUGGAACAAUGGAUUUGAAAGGGAAAGCCAAAUGGGAGGCAUGGAAUUCAAGGAAAGGUAUGUCAAAUGAAGACGCCAUGAAUGCCUACAUUUCCCUGGCCAAGGAAGCCAUUGAAAAGUAUGGAAUGUGAUUGGGGAAAACAUUGACUUUAAGUAGAUAUUAAAGUUUCACUAUGAUUAAAACAUUAAUCACUAAUCACUUGGUUUCAUAGAGACACCACUGAACUCUGUCUCAUUACAAGUCAGGUGAGAACUAAAGAUGUAAGAAUAUAAUCUUGUAAUUAAAUAAAGCUGUCAAAUAUGAUAAA
Cyprinus carpio (common carp) is the source of this 588-nucleotide messenger RNA. It is a transcript of the gene acbd7, whose product is annotated as acyl-CoA binding domain containing 7. Gene Ontology annotation, molecular function: fatty-acyl-CoA binding. Lineage: Eukaryota; Metazoa; Chordata; Actinopteri; Cypriniformes; Cyprinidae. Gene Ontology annotation, biological process: fatty acid metabolic process. The record is from RefSeq and is a predicted model, not a curated record.